Ictalurus furcatus (blue catfish) is the source of this 4274-nucleotide messenger RNA. RefSeq names its product protein phosphatase 2, regulatory subunit B'', alpha (gene ppp2r3a). The transcript has 14 exons. Gene Ontology annotation, biological process: protein dephosphorylation. Gene Ontology annotation, cellular component: protein phosphatase type 2A complex. The coding region runs from base 572 to 4078 and encodes 1168 amino acids. NCBI's taxonomy places the organism in Eukaryota, Metazoa, Chordata, Actinopteri, Siluriformes, Ictaluridae. Gene Ontology annotation, molecular function: calcium ion binding; protein phosphatase regulator activity. The record is from RefSeq and is a predicted model, not a curated record.
UCUCUCUCUCUCUCUCUCUCUCCGCGGUGAGGCGGUACUGUUCUGUCUCAGUGUUUUCUCUGCUGCUCGGUAGUGAAAGUGUGGUUGCGGAUUCUGCGAUAAGACCGGGGAGAGAAGCUGCAGCUGGAGCGCGAGCUUCCGAGUCACGGGGUUCCUGGACUCACAUAUUAUCUGGGGAGAGAGAGAGAGAGAGAGAGAGAGGAAAGAGAGAGAGACCUAGAGGAAGGAAAGCACAUCUGUUAAACACAUCAAGUCAGAAGUCUCAGCAGGAUCUCUGUGUUUUCCGUUGAGGAGAAAUGAUCUGGAGCGCAGUUUGUCGGCCUAUCAUUAGGCCACAGGGCCUCGCGCUGAGGAAUGGAUAGCCUCGCCGCUAACGCUACUGCCUUAAGGAUGGGACACAGCUAAUGGAAAUCAUUUAUUCUUUGGCCUGAACAUCAGCAGAAGCAGCAGCAUUUGAUGUAACCGCUUUAUUGCUGUAAGUCUCAGCAAAAGUAGUGUUUGUUAGCCGUUGUGUCGGAUCGGGACCGAUUCCUCUUUUUUUUUUUUGUUAAUUCAUUGAUUUCUAUAGAAGAUGGCGGCGACCUAUCGGAUUGUGGUCAGCAGUAUAAACUAUUAUAACAGUGUCGUAGUGGACCGACGUGUUCAGCAGACCGUGCAUUACUGUAACGGACCAUGUGGAGCGAUAAAACAUGGACUUAGCUGCACUGUGGCUCAUCGUAGUACCUGUGCUGAACUGUUGGAUUCCUCCCAGACGUACACUGACCGGCCAAUCGGCUACCACGAAUCUGCAUCGAAAAUGCUUGAAAAUGGUGGAUGCGGUCAUGUUGGAUUUGGUGAGGAUUUCCAUUAUCAGGUCGUUCCACGAGUGAAGAAAGGAUCUGCUAUCCAGAGCUCGACGAGCCUGAAGGAUAUCACCGGAGAGGCGAUCAACUUGGCCAGCGGGAAGAUGAAGGAGUUCUCCUUCGAGAAGGUGAAGUACUCCUCUAGUCAUGUGACCUUCAGGAAAGGUAGAAAGGUAAGGCCUGACUCGUUUAGCCGGAGGUCUGCCGACCUCGACGUCAUCUACGGACACUUCGGCAACGAUGAAAACUGUCCUCCACAGAAAGCGGCAUCGGAUGAGCAGAAGUUGAACCGAAGCAUCUCACUAGAGCAGAAUCUGAACAAUGCAGCCUCAUUUUAUCUCAACAACCUCACAGAGGAGAACCUCAUUGCCCGGAUUCUCGAGAAGACCAAAACAGACAGCAAUGCUUCUGGGGAAGACAUCAAAGCUUGUUUGGACAUCCUGCUCAAGUGCUCGGAGGAUCUGAAGAAGUGCACAGACAUUAUAAAGCAGUGCAUAAAGAGGAAGUCCAUGAGCGGAGACGGUGAGGAUUCUGGAAAUCCGGAUGCUAUUUACAAAACCAUGAUGGCGCGACUCUCAAGCUACCUAAAGAGGCUGCCGUUUGAGAUUGACCUUGGACAUACAGGAAGACCAGAGCACAACGAUCUAUCUGAACUGGUGAACACUCUCCAUGGACUUCAGCAAAGGCCUUUCUCACCUUUUGGCAAUGAGCAGCCUCCUCGAUAUGAGGAUGUGGUCCAGUCCCCUCCAUCAACAAAAGUCCAGUCUAAAGCCUCAUCUUGCUCAUCUCCAGAGUCUCUUGAUGGCACCAGGGAUCUCCCAGGAAGUUUAACAUCAGCUCAAGGCCUCGCUGUAUCACUCCCUUCCCAUUCAUCUGCAAAUGGACUGCAGUAUUCCAACCUUCCCUCUUCCACUGGCAGCGCCAAACCGUCCACCCUUCAUUAUCCCAUCUCCACUGGCCGCCAUGAUGCCGCCUCCUCCACGAACAGCAUAUCCAAAGACACCUCGAUGGAGACCCUGUACAUCGAGGAGGACGCUGACGUAGGUCGAGCACUGGAAAGGAAGCAGGGAUCUAGUGCUUCAGAGUCCAGGCAGCUUUCAAGGAGACAUGACAUAAUGUCAGGUCCCAGUGCUGGCAUCACUGACAAACUUCCUGAUCUCAGUAGAAAUGGAACUGUAUAUACACCCAACGUGGAGACAGGAAGUAGCCAAGCUUAUACACCAUCACACAGCACCGAGUCAAGGAUGCUCACAAAUUCGACUCCACACAUCACCAGGGAAGGUGUAGAUGAGAUUGAUAAACUACUAAUGGAUUUGGAGUGUCUCUCUCAGAACAUUCAGAAGGAACCACCACUACCACCAAAGCAGAGACAGAUAAAUGCAUACCAAAAAAAUAUGCACCAGAUUGGCUCCUCAGGGAUUAACGGCCCCCCUUGUCCGAAUCCUCCUGCCAUCUCCUCCGCCAAGCCAACAAAUCGCAACACGGAAGAAGCCGGCGAGGAGGACGAUGGCGCUCUCUUGCUACGGAUCCUGGAGAGCAUCGAGAGCUUCGCCCAGGAGCUGGUGGAUUGUGGAGCUGGAACAGGAACUCAAUCAAAAGAGUGUGAGGUGAUGCGCCUCCUUCAAGACACAUUGGCUAAGACUGAACUGGCUUCAGAAAUUGUUCCUGCACCUGAAACGGCACCAGGACUUUCACCUGCAGCUACACCUAUAGCUUCAGCUACACCUGUACCUGUAGCUGUACCCUCAGCAACUCCUGCUAAAGUCUUGAGUCCGUUCAUCAGUGCGAGAGACACGGGAUCUACUAUACUCAUCCAGCAGACGCCAGAAGUCAUCAGGAUCCAGCCGGAGAAGAAACCCGUCUCUCCUCCUCCUCCUCCCAUCCCUCGUUCUCCUUCUCCUCCCCCACCUGCCCCCCCUCCUCCCUCCAUUAACAUUCCACGCUUUUAUUUUCCCACGGGUCUCCCAAACCUCAUCGUUAAUAUCGACGAGGCCAUAGCGAAAGUCGAGGCGGCCUUCGCCAAGCUGCAGGAGGAAAAGGCCGACAUCUACGAGAUGGGCAAGAUCGCCAAGGCAUGCGGGUGUCCGCUGUACUGGAAGGCCCCAAUGUUUAACUGUGCAGGAGGAGAGAGGACUGGCUUCGUCUCCGUCCAUUCAUUUAUCGCCACAUGGCGAAAGUUGUUACACAGCUGCUAUGAUGAUGCGUCCAAGUUUGUUUACUUGCUGGCCAAGCCGGGCUGCACGUACCUGGAACAGGAAGACUUCAUCCCCCUCUUACAGGACAUCGUGGACACUCAUCCGGGUCUGACAUUUUUAAAAGAUGCUCCUGAAUUCCAUUCCCGCUACAUCACCACCGUGAUCCAGAGGAUAUUUUACACAGUGAAUCGCUCGUGGACAGGCAGGAUCACCAUGACGGAGCUCAGGAGAAGCAACUUCCUGCAGACUCUGGCCCUGUUGGAGGAGGAGGACGACAUUAAUCAGAUCACUGAUUAUUUCUCUUAUGAACACUUCUAUGUCAUUUAUUGUAAGUUCUGGGAGUUGGACACCGACCACGACCUCUUCAUCGACCCCAAAGAUCUCUCCCGCUACAACGACCACGCUUCAUCCAGCAGGAUCAUCGAGAGGCUUUUCUCAGGAGCUGUCACUCGGGGAAACUCUGUGCAGAGAGAAGGACGUAUGAGUUAUGCUGAGUUUGUGUGGUUCCUCAUCUCAGAAGAGGACAAGAAGAACCCGACAAGUGUGGAGUACUGGUUCCGCUGUAUGGAUAUGGAUGGCGAUGGCGUUCUCUCCAUGUAUGAGCUGGAAUAUUUCUAUGAGGAACAGUGUGAGCGGAUGGAGGGGAUGGGAAUAGAACCGCUGCCCUUCCAAGAUCUGCUGUGCCAGAUGCUUGAUCUCGUCAAACCAGAGAGUCAAGGUAAGAUCACUCUGCGUGAUCUGAAGCGCUGCAGGAUGGCCCACAUCUUCUUCGACACGUUCUUUAACCUGGAUAAAUACCUGGACCAUGAGCAGAAAGACCCGUUCUCCGUUCAGAAGGAUGUGGACAGUGAGGGUCCGGAGCCCUCAGACUGGGAUAAGUACGCAUCAGAGGAAUACGAGAUCCUGGUAGCGGAGGAGACUGUCAGUGAGCAGCUGCAUGACGGGUCUUUUGAGGAUGACUACGAGUGUGAGGAGCUUCCUAUUACAUCUGAGAUCGGAAACAAAAUGGACAAACUGGUGAUCUCCGAUCUGUCCCCAUGAUCGACUUGAAGCUCGCUCACAGAGCAAAUAGACACUUUUCUACAGUGCACAAACGGACUUUGUGUGUGUGUGUGUGUGUGUGUGUGUGAGAGAGAGAGAGAUCGUAAACUCCCACGAAUGCUUCGUGUUCAGUAUGUCUUAACCAUUAUCACAAACAAACCCCACUCCUCGUGAUCUGAAUUAAACGUCCGGCUGG